GCAAGUUGGCAGCCCUCACAAACCAUAAAGCGGCUGCUUAUUUUCACAACGAAUCUUUAUCAGUAGUGUGUUUAUCGCUGUCCACAACCAACUACAACCCGCGCAUAAACGCCACUCGGUGGUGCAAAUGUGCAGCCAGCGACGGCGAUGACUAAUUGAUCGCAAUUAAACCAAAGAAAGGAAUCCCCGCCCGCCUACGAGCCAAAGAUGUCGUGGAGCGACUUUGCCUGGAACUGGACGGAGUUCUGUCCCACGGGAUUGAAGCCGUUUGCCAACGAUACGAACGAUUUGCUGCCCUGCUUCCAGGAGAUCCUGCUCCAGCUGCCGGUGUACACGGUCUUUGCAGCCAUAUCCGCCUACAAUUUCGGCAAUCAGUCAAGGCCUGUCAUCCGGAAUGCCCUGCAGCUGCGUAUGCUGUGGCUGCGCACAUUCCUGGCCAUUGUGCUGGCCCUGCUGCCGGUGGCCAAGGUGUUCGCCUUCCAGCGGGCGGGCAUUGAACUGCAUGCGGCGGAUGUGCUGGUGGCCUGUGCCGAGUGUAUUAUGUGGGUCGUUCAUAGCGGUUUCCUCUUGACUGCCCGUCAAUAUGGUGAGCUUAGUCACCGUGGCUCGCUGCUAAUCAAUGUGGUCUGGCUCACUGUUGUGGUUCUGGAUGGCGUCUGGUUGCGUACAAGUCGCCACUUUGCCUGGUGGCCCUGGAGUUUGGCCACGCUAGUGUGUGACCUUCUAUUUGGAGCCUCUCUAAUACCCAAGGGUAGCGCUGUAUACUCCAGUAUGCCGCGAGGAGGAGUUACCAGCGGCGAAGAUGAGGCGCUUCUGUCCCAGCGCUAUACUUACUUCCACUUUGAUCUGAACGAAGGUCACUUGGGGCAUGCCCAGGAUGAAGCUAAUGUGGGAUCCCGCUUCCUCUUCCACUGGGUGUAUCCCCUGAUAGCCAAGGGAGUGGCUGGAAAGUUGAGAAAAAUCGAGGAUCUGUUUGAUCUGCCAGAGGCCUUGAAUAUCACGCGGUUAAGUGAGCGUCUACACUUGGCCCUGUCGCAGUCCCAGAGCUUGUGGAGAGCCUUACAUCGCUGCUUUGGCGUGGAGUUCUACCUGAUUGGAGUCUUAAGACUGAUUGCGGAUUUAAGUGGCUUUGCCGGGCCCCUGCUGCUGGGAGGACUUCUGCGACAGGAUCACACGGACUCCAAUGAAGUUUACUACUACGCCUUGGGACUCUUUGGGAGCACCCUGCUGUCAGCCUUAUGUUCCACGCACUUUGAUUGGCGCAUGGCCAUGGUUUCCAUGAAGAUGCGCGUGGGAGUGGUGAACUCCAUUUACCGAAAGGCCUUGGAGGCGAGGGUCAUCAAGGACUCCAGGCCGGACAUGCUAAAUCUCAUGUCCACGGACACGGACAGGAUUGUGAACUCGUGCAUCAGUUUCCACUUCUUCUGGAGCAUUCCCUUCAAGCUAUUUACCACGCUGUACCUGCUUUACCUGCAAUUGGGAGCUGCCUUCCUGGCCGGCGUGCUCUUUGCCGCCCUGCUCAUACCCAUCAACAGGUGGCUGGCCAAGAGGAUUGGCAUCUACUCGAGUGGUCUGAUGACGGCCAAGGAUGCCAGGCUGUCGGCCACCACAGAGACCAUGCAGGGAGCCAAGCAGAUCAAGAUCAAUGCCUGGGAGGAUAUAUUUAUAACCAAGAUACGAGGACUGCGUCAGGAGGAGCUAAGAUUCCUCUCGAAGAGGAAGUACCUGGAUGCCAUGUGCGUUUACUUCUGGGCCACCACACCCGUGCUGAUGUGCCUGCUUACCUUUGGUGUGUCCGUGCUCAUGGGUAAUCCCCUGAUAGCCUCCACGACCUACACCAGUGUGGCCUUGCUUUACAUGCUCAUUGGUCCUCUGAAUGCCUUUCCCUGGGUGCUCAAUGGCUUAAUCGAGGCCUGGGUUUCCAUCAAGAGAGUCCAGCAGCUCAUGGAUGUGCCCAAUUUGGACUACUCCUCGUAUUACAAUCCCAUCAUGCGUGGAAGUGGCGGUGUUUUGGGUUCUGGAGACCUAGAAGAUGCUCCCUUGGAUGCGCCCAGGGCCAGUGUGUUGCAGAUGAAGUGCGCCAGCUUUACCCACGAAGAGAACUCUGAAGCGUCUGCCUUCCGCCUGAAGGACAUCAAUGUGGAUAUUAAGGCGGGUCAGCUGAUAUGCAUCGAAGGACCCGUGGGUGGUGGCAAGAGCACCUUUCUCUCGGCCAUUGUGGCCAACCUGCAGUGCACCGAUGGCGAGGUGUGCGUCCAGGAGUUAACCACGGGCUUUGGCUAUGUCCCACAGUCGCCGUGGCUCCAGAGAGGCACCAUCCGAGAUAAUAUCGUGUGGGGCGCACAGUUUGACGAGCAGUGGUACAAGACAGUACUCCAUGCCUGUGCUCUGGAGGAGGAUCUGCAGAUCCUAGGCGGAGAUCUAAUAGGCGUGGGCGAGAAUGGCAGGACCCUGUCUGGCGGUCAGCGGGCGAGAGUGGCUCUGGCCAGGGCGGUUUAUCAGGAUAAAAAGGUCUACCUCCUGGACGAUGUGCUCUCCUCGCUCGAUGCCCAUGUGGCCCGUCAUAUCAUUAAGCAUUGCAUUCUCCGACUUCUCAAGCACAAAACCCGCAUUGUGGUCACCCGAAGCAUUCAGUUGUUCUUCCACGCCAAUCAGAUACUUCAAGUUAAGGAUGGCCACCUACUGCCCAGUGAAUACAUGACCCAGAGCAUUGACCUGAGCUUGGAGGAGGAUGAAGAUCGGGAGCUAGCAAGCCGGCCACGAUCGGUGGAGCUGGCCAAUCAAGAUGACAAGAAGAGUGUGGAUAGCUUGCUCCUUGAGGAAUCCCGGGAAUAUGGUCAUCUUUCAAGCAAUGUUUUCUCCUGCUACUGGAAGGCAGUGGCUUCUCCCUUGGCCUUCACUGUCCUGCUCUUUGUUUUGCUAAUGCAACUGACCCGGAAUAUGAGUGAUGCCUGGCUGGCACAUUGGGUCACAGAGACCACAUUGGAUCCACAUCCGAAUGAUACUUCCUUGGAGCAUCAGUUGAUGAGACCUGAGCUGGGAAAUGACACAGAUUCGGGUCACACCACGGGCUUCUAUUUAAGCAUCUUUACAGCCAUUGCGUUGAGCAAUUCUCUGGUGACUCUGGCCCGAGCUUUUCUGUUUGCCUACGCAGGCAUCAAGGCGGCCAUUUUCAUGCAUGAAAAUCUGCUAAAGAAAGUCAUGUUUGCCAAGUUCAAUUUCUUUGACAUCACCUCGGUGGGUCGCAUCCUCAACCGCUUCUCCUCGGACACCAACACCGUGGACGAUUCCCUGCCUUUUAUACUCAACAUUCUGCUGGCUCAACUGGCCGGUUUGGUGGGUGCCCUCUGCGUCAGCUUGUAUGCCAUGCCCUGGCUGGGCCUGAUCAUCAUUCCCAUGGUGCCCAUCUACUUGAAUCUGCAGCAGCGUUAUCGCCAUGCCUCCAGGGACAUCAAGCGGCUGUCGAGCAAUGCCAUGUCGCCGCUUUACACUCACUUCACGGAGACUCUCCAGGGUUUGACCACCAUAAGGAGCAUGCGGGCCAGUCCCCGCUUUCAAAGAGACUUCCAGGUGAAGUUGGAGGAGAGCAUCAAGGCGCAGUUGACACAAUCAGCGGCUCAGCAAUGGCUGGCCUUGCGUCUCCAGUUGCUGGGAACCCUAUUGGUGGGUGGAGCCGGUCUCUUGGCCGCCAUAACAGCUUCGCAUGCAACCAAUCCCGGUCUGGUGGGGCUGUGCAUCUCCUAUGCCUUGUCCAUAACUGGACAAUUGGGAGAUCUUCUCCACGCCGUGGCCGAGACAGAGCAGGAGCUGGUGGCAGUGGAGCGUAUAGAUCAAUAUCUACAAUUGGAAGGAGAGCAGAAUGCGGAAGGCAGUGCUGAUCCACCUUUUGGUUGGCCCACCCAAGGGGUUUUGAGUUUCCGCGAAGUCCAACUGAGCUACCGGGAACACUUGGCGCCAGCCCUGAGGGGUGUGACCUUCCAAACUGAGGCCUUCGAGAGGGUUGGGAUUGUGGGACGCACGGGAGCGGGCAAGACGUCGGUUUUGGCUGCCCUCCUGCGGGUGGCACCCUUGUCCCAGGGCGAUAUUAGGUUAGAUCAGGUGAAUCUGAAGACUCUGGCGUUGAAUGUGCUAAGGGAAAGGAUAGGAGUGAUCACCCAAGAGCCGUUUCUCUUUGAAGGCUCUGUUCGUGAGAACCUGGAUCCUAGGCAUGCCUUCUAUGAUUCGGAGAUCUGGCAUGCCAUCAAAAACUCGGCAGCUGCCACUCUGCUCGUUCAGCAACUAGGCGGUCUGGAUGGCAAGGUGGAGCAGUGCGGCAAUAACUUAUCGGCGGGGCAAAGGCAACUCCUCUGCCUGGCCCGGGCUUUGCUGAAAAAUGCCAAGGUGGUGGCCAUCGAUGAGGGCACUUCCAAUUUGGACGACGAAUCCGAUUUGAGCAUGCAGCAGGCCCUGAGAAAUGCCUUCAAGAGUUGCACUCUGCUGUUCAUAGCCCAUCGGCUGCGUGGUCUCCAGGCCAUGGAUAGGAUUCUGGUCCUGGAUGAUGGCAGGAUUUGUGAGGAGGGCAGACCGCAGGACUUGGCCUCCAAUAGCUCAAGCAUUUUCCAUGGCAUGCUCUUGGCUCAGGACAUAAAUCCAGAGGAGUUUUCUAGUGCGAAUUAGUAAUAAAAGCAAAUGAUGUAUGGAAACCUUGUAAAUAAGUCUAAUUGUACGAUUUUAUUUAUUGUUUUUUUAUCUAUAAUUUUGUAUUAUAUAUUUGUGUUCCUAACCUGACUAAAAAAAACAUAGUUAAUUACUAAUUAUUCUAUUUUUGUAGUGCAAAACGAAAGGCGAAAUGUGAAAUGUGGUUACAAAUUGAAAUAUAAUAUUAAAUUACA
Drosophila kikkawai is the source of this 4871-nucleotide messenger RNA. Its product is annotated as ATP-binding cassette sub-family C member 10. Gene Ontology annotation, molecular function: ABC-type transporter activity; ATP hydrolysis activity; ATP binding. Gene Ontology annotation, biological process: transmembrane transport. The record is from RefSeq and is a predicted model, not a curated record. Lineage: Eukaryota; Metazoa; Arthropoda; Insecta; Diptera; Drosophilidae. Gene Ontology annotation, cellular component: membrane.